AUGGGGCAGGUCCUGCCGGUCUUCGCCCACUGCAAAGAAGCGCCCUCGACAGCUUCCUCAACCCCUGAUUCCACAGAAGGCGGGAACGACGACUCAGAUUUCCGGGAGCUGCACACAGCCCGGGAAUUCUCAGAGGACGACGAAGAGGAGACCACGUCGCAGGACUGGGGCACCCCUCGGGAGUUGACCUUCUCCUACAUCGCCUUCGAUGGCGUGGUGAGCUCUGGGAGCCGCCGGGACUCGGCUGCCCGCCGCCCACGACCCCAGGGCCGCUCAAUCUCAGAAUCACGAGACCCGCCCCCUCAGCCAGGACUAGGAGACAGCCUGGAGAGCAUUCCUAGCCUGAGCCAAUCCCCAGAGCCCGGACGCCACGGUGCCCCUGACAUCGCCUCUGCAGCUGAGCGCCCCCUGGAGGACCUGCGGCUCCGGUUGGACCAACUGGGCUGGGCCGCCCGGGGAGCAGGAUCUGGGGAGGACUCCCCCACCAGCAGCUCCACACCGCUGGAAGAUGAGGAGCCUGAUAGAUCAGAGGCGGGAGAGGCUGGGAACGAACGGAACCUACACCUCCUGCUUGCUCAAUCCUCGCCGCCUGAGGUUCUGAUUCCCCAGCCCAGCCCUGGCUCUGGGGUUCCUCAGGCUCGUACCCCGUCCCAGUCCUCUUCCCGAUCGCGGGAUUCGAACUCUUGGCCUGAUGAGCCCUCGCUGGACGAGAAAGAGGAAGAGCCGUGGGGGCAACUGGAACGGGAGCGAAUCACGGGGCAGUGCCCCGACAGCAGGGACCAAUCAGAAUUCACGUUGGAAUCACACCUUCUAGUGGCGGACCUGCUGUACUGGAAGGAUUCGAGAACGUCAGGCGCGGUCUUCACGGGCCUCCUGGUCUCCCUGCUCAGCCUCCUGCAGUUUAGCAUCGUGUCCGUGGCUGCCCACGUGGCCCUGCUGCUGCUCUGUGGCACCAUCUCUCUCAGGGUUUACCGCAAAGCGCUGCAGGCUGUGAACCGGGGGGACGGCGCCAACCCUUUCCAGGCUUACCUGGAUAUUGACUUGACCUUGACCCGGGAGGAGACAGAGCAUUUGUCCCAUCAGAUUGCCUCCCAAGUGGUCUCUUCGGCCACGAGACUGCGGCAUUUCUUUCUGGUGGAAGACCUCGUGGACUCCCUCAAGCUGGCCCUCCUUUUCUACAUCUUGACCUUUGUGGGCGCCGUCUUCAACGGUUUAACGCUUCUCAUUCUAGGAGUGAUUGGUUUAUUCACCUUCCCUCUGCUAUACCGGCAGCACCAGGUCCAGAUUGACCAGUAUGUGGGAUUGGUGACAAAUCAGUUGAGCCACGUCAAAGCUAAGAUCCGAGCUAAGAUCCCAGGGACUGGAACUCUUGCCUCGGCAACAGCUGCUGUCUCUGGAUCCAAAGCCAAAGCCGAAUGA
Molecule: messenger RNA, 1419 nt
Organism: Chrysochloris asiatica (Cape golden mole)
Lineage: Eukaryota; Metazoa; Chordata; Mammalia; Afrosoricida; Chrysochloridae
Gene: RTN2
Product: reticulon 2
Exons: 10
Coding region: 1-1419 (472 amino acids)
Source: RefSeq, a predicted model, not a curated record